AUGUGGUUUAAGAUAAUAACCUUCUUGGGGGUUAUUAUCUAUGAUAAUGAUUACAAUAAGAAGAAAUUUCGAUUAAAGAAGAAACUUUCAAUAAAAUUCUUAAUAUUUUACUUUAUCUUGAUUUCUUCUCCCAUUUAUGCAUCGGAUGCCGAUGACUCCAACAAUGUAGAUAUUAGUUCAACAAUCUCUCAAGACGGAUAUACCACCGCAGCAUCCUCUUUAAGCAUCAGCCCCUCUAUUAUUGCUCCAGCAACCAUAACGUCUUUGAAUGUAGCUUCUACUACUGAAAUUACUAAUACGACUCCUUUACAGACAAUUAUUUCUGUAACCACUUCACCGAUUAGUCCUUCCUCAACUUUUACCAGUAAUAAUGUAAUUUCUACUGUUUCUUCGAGUAAUAAUAGUAUUAGUGGUGAUGGUAGCAAUGAUAGUGAUAAAAAAGAUUAUUCACCUGCGUAUAAUGCAACCUAUGGAACACCUCCACAACCAUUAAGAACUACAAUUACUUGGAGUAAUGUGUUCUAUGGUGUAUUUUUCAUAUGCGUUGGAUUAUUGGAGGUUUUUCACGGUUACAAGUAUAUUCGAAUUACCUUAUUGAUAAUGGGUUAUCUGUUCUUUUCGAGUACAGCUCUAAUAAUUUUACUUUUUGUGGAUAAUAAUUCUGGCGGUAAAAGAACAGUCACUUUUUAUUUCACAACCUGGUUAUUGGUUGGAUUAAUCGGAGGUUCACUUGGUUUCUUUUGUUGGCAUUUGGGCUUAAUGUUAACUGCAGCUUAUGGAGGUUACGUACUAUCAUUAUCACUUCUUGCGAUUUUAAACAUCGAAAACCACGUUAUUCGAUGGAUAACUGCUCUAAUAAUGAUGCUUCUGCUAGCAAUAAUGGUACAUUACUUUGAACGGACUGUAAUAAUUUUCACCACAUCUAUUGUCGGUGCAUAUUCAGUAAUGUAUGGUGUGGAUGAAUUCGCUCGACAAGGAUUUCGUGAUAUGAUUCAGUUAGCUAACGCGGAUGGAUUCUUUAGAUUUCAUCCAACCCUGGGAGUUUAUUUAAUGAUUGCUGGUGUGAUUUGUUUAGCUGGUAUUGGUAUAGUCUAUGAGUAUCGUGCACAUGAAAAACCAAUUGGUCAUUUCUGGUGUGGAGAUGGACAUCGAAGACGUGAAGGAAAUCCACCAACAAAUCCAAUUCCACGUAUCUCCUCACUCACUUUACGCACUCUAAUCACAAAAGCAAUCACUGAAAUAUUUGGCGUGGUUAAAAGUGGAAUUCACGUAGACGUGCUUGAUUGGCCAAGCGAUGACGAGAUUUUCGAGGAAUUUAAUUCUACUUCAAACACUCUAAAAAAGGAAAUUAAUGAUGGAAUUAUACGAGUGCCAACAGGAGAUUUGACAACAGUUUGGAGUGCGUUGACUUUAUAUAGUACAACUUUAGACGUGGGAAAUUCAGAUAUUAAAAAGGAAUUACGUUUUGAAGUCUUAAAUAGUUCUCCAUAUCUUAUGGGAUUGGUUGCCGAUAGUCGGGCCUGGGGCAGACAAUUAUUUUAUGGAUAA
Molecule: messenger RNA, 1548 nt
Organism: Ambispora gerdemannii
Lineage: Eukaryota; Fungi; Glomeromycota; Glomeromycetes; Archaeosporales; Ambisporaceae
Source: the annotation of a GenBank genome assembly